UGGAUAGCGUGUUCAUCUUCCAGAGCUCUGCAGAGGAGGCUGCAAAUACGUCCUACGAUGCUAUUGUGGUUGAGCAGUGGACCGUUGUAGAUGGAGUUGUGGUAAAGACAGACUACAUCCCUCUGCUGCAAUCGUUAGCCCCAUACGGAUGGAGACUGAUGUGCGUGUUACCCACACCCAUUGUCAAGACAAAUAGUGAUGGGAGUUUGUCGACUAAGCAAAUCCUUUUCCUUCAGAGACCCGUUUUGCAGCGCAAGAGGAAAGACUUCAAGAUGCUGAGCCUCAGAGGUCGCAGCAAGCCAAAGAAACACUUUGCCGGAGAAGCACUGGACGAACAAGAGAGCAAGUCCCUCGUGAUCGAGACUGAGAUGGACAGGCUGAGAGUUAACGAGGAGGAGGAAGGGAGGAGCAGGAGAGCGAGCCUUCAGAGUGGAGAGGAUGCAUCGCAUCAAAAGAGCUUCUCGUUCCUGUUAGAGCGACGGCCUUCCGCUGAGGAGGAAACCGACGUCGACGAGGUCCCGCAGGAGAAGUUGAGGUGGACGGAUUUCUGUCAAAGUGAUGCUGGGGGGUUAAAGGAGGUCAGGGUGGACGAGCGGAUCAAACACCAGCUGUUUUCAGGUGUUUGUUGA
This is a messenger RNA of Nematolebias whitei (Rio pearlfish), 629 nucleotides long. RefSeq names its product raftlin. The transcript is spliced from 4 exons. The record is from RefSeq and is a predicted model, not a curated record. Lineage: Eukaryota; Metazoa; Chordata; Actinopteri; Cyprinodontiformes; Rivulidae. Bases 159 to 629 code for a protein of 156 amino acids.